UCAUGUCUCAGGCUCGAUGACUGUCGAGAAGACCUCGAUUGAACUUCGAUAGAUUUCUUUUCGAAAACAUUAGCGCCGAGGUAAAUGCAUCGCCGAAACAACGAACUACGUUCAGAACGGUAGUGUUACGCAUCACGUAGCUGAUCCUUUUCUUGAUCACAUGUAGCGUGAGGGCAAUAAAAGCGAGCAAAUACACUUGUGAAAUAAAGCAACAACGUCCGUAGGGACUGGCCAUCUUGGAAAGAUAUGUCGCAUCGGUCAAAACGUCAACAAUAUAGUGUGUAUUGUUCGAUACAUGCCGCCAGCUUGCUUUAACUGCGGUUGACUACACGCCUAAUCAACGGGAGUAAAGGCGACACGGUGGCGUAUUUGACACGCGGACGUAAUCGCAAAAGAAGCAGAGCUUCGUUGAAUGAUGAAUCGCAGUGACGGAUUGGUACAACGACGACGUGUAGUUAAUAGCAGUAGUGGCAGUAGUCUAGGUCAAGAUGGUUCAAACGAUAUUGGCCACAAUGACAAAUUGUCUGGCCAUGGCGCAGAUACAGAUUCUUCUACGCAAAAAGAUCUUAAUUCAAAUCCCACGAUCGAUGACGAUUCUGAUAAAGAGACACGAUUAACGUUGAUGGAAGAAGUCUUACUGCUUGGUCUCAAGGACAAGGAGGGAUAUACUUCAUUUUGGAACGACUGUAUAAGCUCUGGAUUACGUGGUUGUAUCUUGGCGGAACUUGGAUUUCGUGGUCGUGUGGAAUUAGAGAAAGCUGGUAUGCGUAAGAAAGGACUCUUAGUGAGGAAAUUACUAUUGAAGAAUGAUGCACCAACAGGAGACGUUUUGUUAGAUGAAGCUCUAAAACAUUUAAAAGAAACUGAUCCACCCGAAACUGUUCCUAGCUGGAUUGAAUAUCUUAGCGGAGAAACAUGGAAUCCACUUAAAUUGAGAUACCAGUUAAAAAAUGUUAGAGAAAGAUUAGCGAAAAAUCUUGUAGAAAAAGGAGUUUUAACAACAGAGAAACAAAAUUUCUUACUCUUUGAUAUGACAACUCAUCCUCUUACUGAUAUCUUUGCCAAAUGUCGUCUUGUAAAAAAGAUUCAAGAAGCUGUAUUAAAUCGUUGGGUUAAUGAUGCUGGCCGGAUGGAUAGGCGAAUAUUAGCUUUAGUAAUUUUAGCUCAUGCAGCUGAUGUACUAGAAAAUGCAUUUGCACCACUUUCUGAUGAUGAUUAUGAAAUAGCAAUGCGACGAGUACGGACAUUAUUAGAUCUCGAUUUUGAAGCAGAAGCUGCUAAACCCAAUGCCAAUCCAGUCCUGUGGGCUGUAUUUGCUGCAUUCACUAAGUAACAGAUCUUUUACAAACUACAAGUGUAUAAAGUAAACAUUGGGUACUAGCGUGAAUACUUGGGAUUAUAAAUUUUUGCAUGAAUUUUAGUUGCAAUCUGAAAUGUAAUAUCUACAAUCAUUGUUAAUGAUCAUACAAUUCAGACCAAAUACCUUAAACCCGACUGUAUGAAGCAGAUUUAGAGUAUUAGUCAUCUCCAUUAUUGUUAUUUAAUACAUUUGAUAGCAGAAAUGUGAAUGUUCAUAUUUAAAUAUUACAAAAAUAACAAAAUUUAAAGUAUGAAUGAGUAUAUUGCGUGUGGGGUAGUGCCAUGUCAGUUAAGAAAUGAAAGAUUGCACUGUGCAGAGUUCUAUCUCAUAUCUUCUCAGUAUCUAUUGUGUCUGAACAUGGACUGAAAAUGUUUAUAGACACAGUGUUUAUGUGGCUAUCAUGUAAUGUCAAAUUAAGUGCCACAUUCCUGCUAGUUGUCUGAAUGUUAAAGCGAUGAAAGUAAUUCUUUGCACAGUUGUGACAAUGACGAUGAAUUUUUACUAUUUCUUUAAAUGUUCAUAAUAAUAAUUGAAAUUGAUUUAUUUUUAAAACUAUUUUUUAUGAAAACAUUACAUUAUAGCUUCACUAGGUGGCAGUAAAGUACUCAGAUGUUAAAAGCAUAAUCUACAAAUAUCAUUUUUGUUGCCCAUUUAAGUCUUUCUUGAUUUAUCGUCAAGAUCGAUAACCAAAUAUAUAUUGUGAAAAUAUUU
This is a messenger RNA of Megalopta genalis, 2071 nucleotides long. RefSeq names its product Golgi phosphoprotein 3 homolog sauron (gene sau). The record is from RefSeq and is a predicted model, not a curated record. Gene Ontology annotation, cellular component: Golgi cisterna; cytosol; trans-Golgi network. NCBI's taxonomy places the organism in Eukaryota, Metazoa, Arthropoda, Insecta, Hymenoptera, Halictidae. Gene Ontology annotation, biological process: retrograde vesicle-mediated transport, Golgi to endoplasmic reticulum; Golgi vesicle budding; Golgi to plasma membrane protein transport. Gene Ontology annotation, molecular function: phosphatidylinositol-4-phosphate binding.